Triticum urartu is the source of this 958-nucleotide messenger RNA. Its product is annotated as protein FLOWERING LOCUS T-like. The record is from RefSeq and is a predicted model, not a curated record. NCBI's taxonomy places the organism in Eukaryota, Viridiplantae, Streptophyta, Magnoliopsida, Poales, Poaceae.
GCCACACUUGAGCUCUCCUGUCCUAUCCUAGCUCACCAAGCUCCAGUGGUGUCCCUUUCUUCCCAAUCAUGUCGACGAUAAAUAUGUCCAGGGACCCAUUGGUCGUUGGCCACAUCGUUGGGGAUAUUGUGGACCCUUUCAUGACUACUGCGUCAUUGAGGAUCUUCUUCAACAACAAGGAGCUGACAAACGGGUCUGAGCUCAAGCCAUCUCAAGUGUUCAACGUUCCAAGAGUUUAUAUUGGCGGGCGAGACAUGAGGAAUCUGUACACGCUUGUGAUGGUGGACCCUGAUGCACCAAGCCCCAGCAACCCUACUAAAAGAGAGAACCUUCAUUGGUUGGUAACAGACAUUCCAGAGACUACUGAUGCAAGUUUUGGAAAUGAAAUAGUCCCCUAUGAGAGCCCACGUCCAACUGCAGGAAUCCAUCGUUUCGUUUUCAUCCUGUUUAGGCAGUCAGUCAGGCAGACCACUUAUGCACCAGGGUGGAGAGCAAACUUCUGCACAAGGGACUUCGCAGCGAUCUACAAUCUCGGAUCGCCUGUCGCUGGGAUGUACUUCAACUGCCAAAGAGAGAAUGGCUGUGGUGGUAGAAGGUACAUUAGGUAAUAUAUAGUUGGGCGCAACCUUACCUCCUAUAUAUAUAUAGCUUAUAUAUAGUUGUUUCUGGUGUGAGUUUGCCUCUCUGAAGGAAAGAUAGAAACCGGGAGAUAAGUACGCAUGAAGCACAACAAAUGCUUGAAUGUGUGCGUGUGUAUGUGUGUCUGUGUGUUUGUUUGUCUGUUGUGUGGGCAUUGCAUGCUACUGGUCCAGUCAAAAUUAUAUAUAGCUAGUAACUGAGUAGUACACUAAAUAUUGCAAUGUGCCCUUGUUUGCUUGAUCCCAAAGAGUUGGGCUCCAGUCCUUGUGAGAUACCAAAAUGUGGUUGUGUGUUGCUGAAAUACAGACGAUUCAAUGUA